Molecule: messenger RNA, 2875 nt
Organism: Bactrocera neohumeralis
Lineage: Eukaryota; Metazoa; Arthropoda; Insecta; Diptera; Tephritidae
Gene: 14-3-3zeta
Product: 14-3-3 protein zeta
Exons: 7
Coding region: 258-1004 (248 amino acids)
Biological process (GO): signal transduction
Cellular component (GO): cytoplasm
Source: RefSeq, a predicted model, not a curated record
GUCUCAGAUUUGUCAUCGAUUCGUCAACGCGUGGGAAAAGAAAUCGGUUUGUCUGUCGCAAUUGUGAAAAUUGAAAUAAACUUUAAAUUAAAUUGUUGGUGAAUUUGCAAAUUGAGUGAUAGUCACACUGUGAGCGGCGCAUUCAGUUUUAGAAACCCUGCGUUGUAAUCUCUCUUGGCGGUUUGAUAAGAAAAACCCAGCUUCAGUUAUUUUCUUUAAGCUCUUGUUAAGCAAACAAAAAAAAACAACACAUCAAAAUGUCAACAGUCGACAAAGAGGAAUUGGUUCAAAAGGCAAAAUUGGCCGAACAAUCUGAAAGAUACGAUGACAUGGCCCAGGCUAUGAAAUCAGUCACAGAAACAGGUGUUGAACUGUCAAAUGAAGAAAGAAAUUUACUCUCCGUUGCAUACAAAAAUGUUGUUGGUGCCCGCCGAUCAUCAUGGAGAGUUAUUUCAUCGAUCGAACAAAAAACUGAAUCCUCCGCCAGAAAACAACAGCUCGCCCGCGAGUACAGAGAGCGCGUGGAGAAGGAACUGAGGGAAAUUUGUUACGAAGUUUUGGGUCUUCUCGACAAACACCUUAUUCCAAAAGCCAGCAAUCCAGAAAGCAAGGUUUUCUACCUGAAAAUGAAGGGAGAUUAUUACAGGUAUUUAGCUGAGGUGGCCACAGGAGACGCACGCAACACCGUUGUAGACGACUCCCAAACCGCCUACCAGGAUGCAUUUGAAAUUAGCAAGGGAAAAAUGCAGCCAACACAUCCAAUCCGGUUGGGUCUCGCACUAAACUUUUCAGUCUUCUAUUAUGAGAUUCUGAAUUCUCCAGACAAAGCUUGCCAACUGGCCAAACAGGCGUUCGAUGACGCGAUAGCCGAACUGGAUACACUCAACGAGGACUCAUACAAAGACUCAACGCUGAUUAUGCAAUUGUUGAGAGACAACUUGACCCUCUGGACGUCGGACACGCAAGGGGAUGGCGAUGAACCACAGGAGGGUGGUGACAACUAACCAAACUAAAUUGUUUCCUUUUGACUAUGCAAAUAUAAUAAUUAAAAAAAUAAAAAACAAAAACAAAACAAAUACAACAACAGCAAGAGAGAAGUACAGAAACAGAAACAAAAACAUAACAAGAACAACAACAACAGAACAGCAAGCAAAAUUUAAAGCAAAACAAAAACAAAAUCUUCAAAUAGUGUGAAACAGAGGCAGAAGCUACAUAGAAAAUACAAACUAAAUUUCAAAAAAACAACAACAGCAACAAGAAACCAAAUUCAUUUCAAAUGCAAGUGCGGUGCAACUGCAGCAAACAACAGCAACAACCACCACAGGCAAUAAAGCAGAAUAGUUACAGUCAGUAAUAGCAGAACACCAUUUGAAUGCAACUUUCGAGAAGAAGCCAAAUCAACUCCCGAGUUAAAUGCAGAGCAAUAUUGUGUUUGACUCGAAUCAUGAAUAAACGAAAAGAAACGCAAAAAUUUCAAAUGUGAUUUCCUCCGCAUUCAAAACACAUAAUCGUGUUGAGUCGACAAGCGACGAAACGCAUAAAAGCAACAAGUUAGCAAUAACAGCGAUUCGCAGAAAGUCGAAAGUCUUGAGCGAAAUUCAUUUGCAUUCGUUGCACAACAUUGCAUACACACAUACAUAUGUAUGUACAUGCGUAAUUACAUAGCUAAAAUGUGUAUUAUAUUAUGUAUGAUAUAUGUGUGCGCAAAAGGAGCACAGUGCGGCGCGGCGAGUUGUGAGAAAACGCCAAUCUGUUUGCUUGCGGCCACCAAAACCACUUGUGGUUUGUAACUUACUUAAUUUCGGCGGCAGCAAAUGCGUUUUUCCUGCUCCGUCACACUGCGCUCGUCGUGAGUAACGCAGGCCGUUUGUUGGUUAUUGCCACGCCCUACAUAAUGCAUGUAGCAAGCGAAGCGCAGCGAGGCAAAUGUUUUGGGAAAAUUUUGGAAUUUUUUAAAAUUUCUUUUUGUUGUUGCAUAUGAUGCGCGCGAAGUAUACAAAAUUCAAAGUGUGUUUUGCCAUUCAACAGUGCAGUUCACCACCACCAACAACAGCAAUAUGUAUAACAUGAAGCAGUUUUUGUCAGAGAAACUGUGAAACAGAGAAGACCGUUUCAACCACAACAACAACAACAACAUCAGCAACAAACAACCAGCCGAGAAGAACAGUACCAAAAAAGCAAGAAGAGCAAAAUUCGCAAAAACUGCAAUAAUUAUGAUCGAUAAGCAUACAUAUAUUUAAAUGAAACUAUAUCAUCAAAGCUACAAAAGCGUAAAUUUUGUUAGGCAGAGCAUUAUAUAUUAUUUAUUAUUUUUUUAAUAAAUAAUUUGAUUUUGUUUUUUUAUAUUAACCAAAAAGUCAUUCUCGUUUCGUUUUCCAAAUUUUGUACGUACCUUAAAAAACAAAAAACAACAACAAAAAGGAAAAGAAAAGGUGCACUUGAGCAUGAAAUGCAUGUGUCAACGCAAAAUGAAAAAAGUAAAUGCGUGUUAAAGCGUUUUCUCACUUUUUUUUUAAUGUAAGACAACUGCAACCCUGUUUGAAUGCACAUUUUCUGCCAAUUUUUUGUUUGAAAUCAUUACAAAACUAAACGGCUGAAAUGAAAAGAGUACCAAUACAAACAAACAAAUAGUGUAGCAAAACUUUUACACAAAAGAAAAAAACAGAAAAACAACAACACACGCGUCAAGCGUGUUUGAAUGUGUACGCGUUUGUGCGGUCAAAGUUGUAUGGCGUAAUCCCGUUAGACGCUUCCUCGAACAAUUUUUACGGCAUGCCAAUUCGUUUUAAUUCCCUUCCAAAAUUGUUUUGUCAAAGAAAAGUAUAAACGAUGAUUUCUAUAAUUUUUAAAUAAAACAACGUUAUUACGUUAUAUA